Messenger RNA from Knipowitschia caucasica, 288 nucleotides. NCBI's taxonomy places the organism in Eukaryota, Metazoa, Chordata, Actinopteri, Gobiiformes, Gobiidae. The record is from the annotation of a GenBank genome assembly.
AUGUCGUCUUUGUCUGAAUGGAAACAGCAGCUUUCGGAGAGGAAGAGGCGGGAGGAGGAGGUCCGGGAGCAGAGGGAGAAAACCAUGCAGGCACUCGCUGCCUCUGAAGCUCAAAGUGUUUACUACUCUGUCCUCGGGCGCUGGACUGGGCCUACUGUGUCCCGGACUUUGGUGCUUGGAACCCUGUUUGUGACCCGGCAGAGGAGAUCCCACAGACGAGAUGACGACUGGAGACUGGAUACACAUUGUUUAAGAUUAUUUGAUCAUUUCCCUGUGGUCGUGUUGUGA